Messenger RNA from Petromyzon marinus (sea lamprey), 1741 nucleotides. NCBI's taxonomy places the organism in Eukaryota, Metazoa, Chordata, Hyperoartia, Petromyzontiformes, Petromyzontidae. The record is from RefSeq and is a predicted model, not a curated record.
GUGAGUGAGUGGGGUGGUGAGUAGGGUGGUGAGUGAGUGGGGUGAGUGAGUGAGUGAGAGAUCGAGCGAUUGCGUGGCGGACUGACCGAGUGGUUUAGCGAGCGAGUGGCCGGCGUGGUUGAGCUACCAAAGCGAGUGAACGAAUUGCCACGUUGGGUGGUGGCGGUGCAUCAACCUGCGACUGUCCUUGUCAGUGACCGAGCGACUCUCUGGGUAGCCGCGUGAGCGACCACCUCGGUGGGACUCUCGAGCAGACGGGGAGACGAUCUAACGCCACUGGCAGCGUUGAGAGGAGGCGAGCGAGUGGCCGACUGAGUGACUCGACCGACCGACCGACGGACCCAGCCCACGCCGCCUCUCCUCGUCACCGCCGACGAUGUCCUCCUCCUCCUCGUCGUCGUCGUUCGUGUGCGGCGCGAAUCUUCACGCCCUGGCCGAGAGCCUCUUCCUCUACCCGGGCUCCCCGGCUCUCCUCGCGGGGCUCCACGUGCCGCCCGCGCUGCAGCGCGGGUGCAGCAGCGGAGCGGCAGCGGCAGGAGGCGCCGGAGGAGUCGGAGGCCUCGGCUUGAGCGGCUCGGCAGCGAAGGAGUCCCCGCAGAAGCCCCCCUACAGCUACAUCGCGCUCAUCGCCAUGGCCAUCGAGAGCUCCCCGGAGCGCCGCGUCACGCUCAGCGGCAUCUACCGCUUCAUCAUGGCGCGCUUCCCCUACUACCACGACAACAAGCAGGGCUGGCAGAACUCCAUCCGCCACAACCUCAGCCUCAACGAGUGCUUCGUCAAGGUGGCGCGCGAGAAGGGGCGGCCCGGCAAGGGCAGCUACUGGACCCUGGACCCGCGCUGUGCCGACAUGUUCGAGCACGGCAACUACAGGAGGCGAAAGCGCAGGGCGAAGGCGACUGCUGCCGCCGCUGCUGCUGCUGCAGGAGGAGGUGCAGGAGGAAUGGCUCCCUGUGUUGGUCGGGGCCCCUACGGCAGGGAUGGAGGGGACGGCCCCGGAGACCCGGCUGACGGGAGCUCGGGGGACGGGGAUCGUCACCACCACGGAUGCGCACCGGGGCCGCUUCCCGUGGCACCGACUCGUGAUGAUGACGACGACGACGGCGGUGGCGAUGGUUCCUCUCGUACUGCUGGUGGAACCGCUGGUGGUGGACCCCAGCCGCUGAUCGCGAUCAAGAAGGAGGAGGACGGCGGAGCAGCUGACGAGGGCCUCGUGCUCGGGGCCCCGAGUCACGGGGCGCGCGGCGGCGUCCGGGCCACGGCGCCUUCCUCGGGCCGCGCUGACCCCGACCCCGACCUGGACGCCAACUCGGAGACAUUCCCCGCCAACAGGGACCGAGGGGACGUGGCCAAAUGCGGGCGCGGCGGCGGCGGCGGCGGCGGCGUGGGGGGCAAAGCGGCACCGCGCGCCGCCGCCGCCGCCGCGGCCGCCGCGGCCGCCGAGAAGUGGCGGACUUUCAGCAUCGAGGGGAUCCUCUCGAGCUCGCGGGCCCCGUUCGCCGCGGAUCCCCCGCACAGGGGGCCCGUGGCCACCGCGGGCUGCUGCGCGCUGUGCCGCUCCCUGUCCCUCGCGUCGCUGCCGCCGCCGCCGCCGCCGCUGCCGCCGCUGCCGCCGUGCGGUUUCCACGCGGCGGGGCCGGCUCUGCUGCCGGCCUGGCUGGCACCCUACGGGGCCCCCUACGGAUUCCGCGUCUCCCUGGCGGGCGGGGCCAUGUGCGCGCCGUGCGCCCUGCACCCGGCUUGA